Messenger RNA from Mangifera indica (mango), 915 nucleotides. Its product is annotated as ferredoxin-thioredoxin reductase catalytic chain, chloroplastic-like. Bases 115 to 567 code for a protein of 150 amino acids. The record is from RefSeq and is a predicted model, not a curated record. Lineage: Eukaryota; Viridiplantae; Streptophyta; Magnoliopsida; Sapindales; Anacardiaceae. Gene Ontology annotation, molecular function: oxidoreductase activity, acting on iron-sulfur proteins as donors. The transcript is spliced from 6 exons.
UGUAACAUAGGCACAGCGAAAAUCCUAGGACAAUCGACGCUCAACACGGGCACACAUGUAACACAAACAUAAGCGACUUAAUCUAGUUCUUGUUCUUUCCUCUGUAAGCCAAACAUGACUCUACAAACCGCUCUCUGUGGUUCCAAUAUUUCAUCCUUCAUCUGUCCGUCAAGACGCAGAACCAGAACCGCCCGACACCGUCCUGCGACUCUAAUUCGAUGCCGAGUGGAGCCGUCUGAGAAGUCUGUUGAAAUAAUGAGGAAAUUCUCUGAGCAGUAUGCAAGAAAAUCUGGGACCUACUUUUGUGUGGACAAAGGUGUGACUUCCGUUGUUAUUAAGGGAUUGGCAGAUCAUAAAGAUUCAUUGGGUGCACCUCUUUGUCCAUGCCGGCAUUAUGAUGACAAAACUGCUGAAGUGCAACAGGGCUUUUGGAACUGUCCAUGUGUUCCAAUGAGAGAAAGGAAGGAGUGCCACUGCAUGCUUUUUCUCACUCCAGAUAAUGACUUUGCUGGCCAAGAUCAGACCAUUUCCUUGGAUGAAAUCAGAUCAUCAACGGAAAAUAUGUGAUGACUAUGUACUAAGUUACAUGUUGAAAGAGUCAUCUCUUAUAUUUGGCCAAAGAAAAGUAAACAAUUUCCUAGGAAGACCAUGUUCUUGAAUGAAAUCAUGGGAGGAUGAAAUAUAUGUGAUGCAUAAUGUAUUGGGUCUAUUUUAUUAGACAAUCUUCUCCUUUAUUGGCCAAAGAAGAAAGAUAAAACAAACGAUCCCUCAUCGUUUGUAUGUAUAUUUGUAGUAUACUUGUGAACCACACUAUCUUUUUGUUCCCUUUUACUCUGAGAUCUUCAGCCUGGAAUUUCCCUUGUCCCCACUGUAUUUUGCUUACUUGACAGAGUAUAUCUGGAUUCUUUCUGGGUA